AUGUUCUGGCGUCUUGGAUUUGCCCAUGUCUCACCCAUAGAUACCUUACUGGAACGAGAAGACAUAACUCUUGAAGAGCUUCUACGAGAAGAAGACUUGGUCCAAGAGUGCAAACAGUUCAACAACAAAUUGAUAGAGUUCAUAUCUACACCCGAAAGGAUCGAAGUCUUGAUAAACUAUGUGGUUCAAGACGCUGAAGAGGGGUCAGAUGAAAACGUGAAGUAUCUCUACCCUUACAAGGCCAGCGAGGUGCUGAGCUCAGAUGUCGCGCCAAUCUAUGACUGUAUGUUUGAAAACGAACAUCUCCUCAACCUAUUGUUUCAAUUUCUUGAGCGAGAUCCGCCACUUGAUCCCCUCCUAGCUGGUUAUUUCGGAAAGAUUGUUUCAACUUUCGUAUCAAGACGACCCUAUGAGACCUUGACAAUUCUGGGUCAGCGUAACAUUUUGCCUUUGCUCUUAAAGCACAUAAAUGCAUUUUCAAUCCUGGAAUUGCUUUUGAAGAUUAUCGCCGAAGCAGAAGACAGUGUAGAUACCAAUCUCGAUUGGUUGUACAAUCAAGAUCUGAUCGGACAACUCAUUUCUAAGUUGGAUCCUUCAUAUGAUACCGAGGUCCAUGCAAAUGUAGCAGCAGCAUUAACAGGUUUUAUCUCUCAACAACAGCAUAUUUCGUGGUCUACUUCGCUUUCUGGAAAUCGUUUCGUGGCGUCUCUAUUAUCUGAGCAAUCUGUGAAGAAACUUGUUGACAAGAUGUUGAAUGGCUCUGCAUCCACCUUGGAUCAUGGCUUAUCAGUCCUGGUUGAGAUGAUUCUGAGGAAUCCUCCACACAUGGCUCCGAUAAUCAACAGCUCAGGUACUCUGGAUCCUCCUUUGGGCUCGUUUCGCCUGAAGAUCCUUGAAAUGAUAUAUGCAUUGGUGCAGCUGAAAGAGGAAGAGAUUAAUAUGAAGCUUGUCUCGCUCAACGUAAUUUCAAGCUGUUUGGAUCUUUUUCUCAAAUACGAAUGGCACAACUUUUUGCAUAAUUUGGUUAGGAGAAUUUUGGAGACAAUAAUCAUCUCCAAUCAUGACAAGAUAAAACAGUCACUAUUUGAAGAUUCGAAGAUCCUUGAUAGAAUUAUGGAAGCUCAUGUCAAGAACGACGAAGCGCUCAAACAGCCCAAGAGCACAAGGAAGGGUUACAUGGGACAUCUCAGGCUGAUUUCAAAUCUCAUAGUCGAGAAGUCUGCUUGCGACUCGUCGAUCAGCAGCUACACAAAGAGAGAAGACUGGCAGACUUUCGUUCAGGGUGAACUUGCAAAGCUCAACGGCAUUAACGACAAACGCAAGCUGGCGAGUGCGAACUUACAUGAGAGCAUGCAGCACAGCGACGACGAGGAUGUUUUUGAGCAGGAAUUCUCCUCAAUGGAGUUCCGCUCAUCGGAGGCAGCCGUGCUCUUUGACGAGAGCGACGAGCUGUUCACCGAGGAGGACAAAGCACAUCAGGAGACGGAAGAUCAUUCGCUGCCGGACAGCUGGGAGGAGACAGACCAAGACGUGACUUCGGCAACCGAGGGGAUCUCACAGCUGAAAGUGAAUCAUGAUAGCCUCGGAGCCCAAGUGCCGGAGGAACCAGCAGAACCUGUCGAGGACUACAACGACAUCAACUACUGGAAGCCAAGCUUGAACUGGUUCGACCCGAGCAACGGAUGA
Messenger RNA from Guillardia theta CCMP2712, 1686 nucleotides. RefSeq lists its product as hypothetical. Bases 1 to 1686 code for a protein of 561 amino acids. Gene Ontology annotation, molecular function: protein phosphatase regulator activity; protein phosphatase binding. The transcript has 8 exons. The record is from RefSeq and is a predicted model, not a curated record. Lineage: Eukaryota; Cryptophyceae; Pyrenomonadales; Geminigeraceae.